Prunus armeniaca (apricot) is the source of this 648-nucleotide messenger RNA. The record is from the annotation of a GenBank genome assembly. Lineage: Eukaryota; Viridiplantae; Streptophyta; Magnoliopsida; Rosales; Rosaceae.
AUGACCCUUCCUACUGUUCAAACAUCAGACGAUUGUUGUGACCUGGAGGACAACCACAUCAUGCUCUUUCUGCAGGGAAUUGUUGACCAUGAGAUGAGGUUUCUUGACAUUGUAACUGGUUGGCCUGGGGGAAUGACGGUGUCUAGACUUUUAAUGCGUUCAGGAUUUUUCAAGCUCUGUGAAGGUGGACAGCGUUUGAAUGAAAAUUUUAGAACUUUAUCUGGAGUAGAGAUUAGAGAAUACUUAGUUGCUUCCAUUUCCGCUUUCAAUGCUGUGCAUGGGGCUGCAAGGUCUGUUGCGGUAAUGGCAUUCUCGCAGUUAAAGGGCACUUGGAGAAUCCGUAACAAGGUCAUGUGGAGAUCCGAUAAGCGGAAACUUCCGAGCAUCAUCUUGGUCUUCCACGGUUAUUUGAAGAGAUCCCUAAUUUGUCCACGCCCAAUUCCUUCUCAACCAAUGAUUCUGAAGAGGAAUAUUUAUUCUUGUGUUCCUGUACUGCUUCAGUCUGACUGUGGUCAGUUGCUACAGCGUCCACCUUCUAGCCCUUGCCAACCAUCAAAUCAAUGCCGGCAUCCUGAUCAGUGGUUUCCCACAACUCAAGCACCUGACCAUCAGCCACUAUGGUGUCUCUUCUGCUUAUCCCCAAUGUAG